AUGGCACCGAAAUCCGUUCUCCUUGUCGGCGCCAAUGGCACGCUAGGCGCCAAAAUCCUAGACUCCCUGGUCGCCGCCAAGUCGUUCAAGCUCAGCGCCUUGAAGCGCGCCGGCUCCAAGAGCACCAUCGAGUACCCCGCCGACCAGGUGCAAGUCGUCGAGGUCGACGAUGAACUCUCCUACGAAGGCCUCAAGAAGGCUUUCGCAGGUCAAGAAGCCGUCAUCGUCAGCUUCCGCCUGCGCGACCUCGACCAGCACCUGCGCAUCGCCGAGGCGGCAUCCGCCGCUGGCGUGAAGCACUUCAUGCCCGCCGACUUCGGCAGUAUCGACGCCGAUAACCCCCGCGCCCGGGAGCUCAUCAAGCUCUACCGCUGGAAGCUCGCCGUCCGUCUGAAAGCGCAGGAACUGGCCGACAAGAACCCCAACUUUGCUUGGACGGGUAUCGUCUGCGGGCACUUUUUCGACUGGGGUGUCAAGGAAGGCUUCUUGCACGCGUACCUGGACACGAAGAAGAUUGACGUCAUUGACGGCGGCGACAUCAAGGCCUCUGUCGCGACGCUGCCGAGAGUCGGAGAGGCUGUUGUGCGCAUCCUCAACCUGGGAGUCACCGAAGUGACGAAGAACAAGACGCUUUUCAUCCAGAGCUUUUGCAUCACGCAGAACGAGCUGCUUAAGAGUCUAGAGAAGGCAACGGGGUCAAAGUGGACAAUCAAUGAGGUCGAGUCUCAAAGUUUUAUUGACAAACACAAGAAAAAGGCCGAUGCCGGCGACGCUGAGGCGAUUGAGGACCUCGUCUUUGCCGUUGGACAAUUGGAUGCAAACUGGACAAAACGCGACGACUUUGCUAUGAAGGCUUUGGGGCUGGAAGAUGAGGAUUUGGAUACUGUCAUCGCAGAUGUUGUCGCCAACCCAGCAGUCUGA
This is a messenger RNA of Colletotrichum orchidophilum, 921 nucleotides long. Its product is annotated as NmrA-like family protein. The transcript has a single exon. Lineage: Eukaryota; Fungi; Ascomycota; Sordariomycetes; Glomerellales; Glomerellaceae. The record is from RefSeq and is a predicted model, not a curated record. Gene Ontology annotation, molecular function: oxidoreductase activity. The coding region runs from base 1 to 921 and encodes 306 amino acids.